This is a messenger RNA of Hordeum vulgare subsp. vulgare (domesticated barley), 1715 nucleotides long. Its product is annotated as putative AP2/ERF and B3 domain-containing protein Os01g0140700. The transcript has a single exon. Gene Ontology annotation, molecular function: DNA binding; DNA-binding transcription factor activity. NCBI's taxonomy places the organism in Eukaryota, Viridiplantae, Streptophyta, Magnoliopsida, Poales, Poaceae. Gene Ontology annotation, biological process: regulation of DNA-templated transcription. The coding region runs from base 119 to 1081 and encodes 320 amino acids. The record is from RefSeq and is a predicted model, not a curated record.
CAUAAACACAAUCACACACUAAUCGAUCCAGCGCAAGUGUAAAAUUGGAAGCAACCAUGCACCAAUCUCCAUAUAUACACAAGAAAUCACCAACUAUGCUCGUACAAUAAUCCCCACGAUGGCAUCUGGCAAGCCGACAAACCCCGGUAUGGAGGACGACAACGACAUGGAGUACUCGUCGGCGGAAUCGGGAGCCGAGGACGCGGCGGAGUCGUCAUCGUCGCCGGUGCUGGCGCCGCCGCGGGCGGCUCCAUCGUCGCGGUUCAAGGGCGUCGUGCCGCAGCCCAAUGGGCGGUGGGGCGCGCAGAUCUACGAGAAGCACUCGCGGGUGUGGCUCGGCACGUUCCCCGACGAGGACGCUGCCGCGCGCGCCUACGACGUGGCCGCGCUCCGCUUCCGCGGCCCGGACGCCGUCAUCAACCACCAGCGCCCGACGGCGGCGGAGGAGGCCGGCUCGUCUUCGUCCAGGAGCGAGAUCGAUCCCGAGCUCGGCUUCCUCGCCGACCACUCCAAGGCCGAGAUCGUGGACAUGCUCCGGAAGCACACCUACGACGACGAGCUCCGGCAGGGCCUGCGCCGCGGGCGCGGGCGCGCUCAGCCGACGCCUGCGUGGGCGCGAGAGCUUCUCUUCGAGAAAGCCGUGACCCCGAGCGACGUCGGCAAGCUCAACCGCCUCGUGGUGCCGAAGCAGCACGCCGAGAAGCACUUCCCGCCGACCACUGCGGCGGCCACCGGCAGCAACGGCAAGGGCGUGCUGCUCAACUUCGAGGACGGAGAAGGCAAGGUGUGGCGCUUCCGGUACUCGUACUGGAACAGCAGCCAGAGCUACGUGCUCACCAAGGGCUGGAGCCGCUUCGUCAAAGAGACGGGCCUCCGCGCCGGUGACACGGUGGCCUUCUACCGGUCGGCGUACGGGAAUGACACCGAGGAUCAGCUCUUUAUCGACUACAGAAAGAUGAACAGGGAUGACGAAGCUGCCGACGCGGCGAUUUCGGAAGAGAAUGAGACCGGCCAUGUCGCCGUCAAGCUCUUCGGCGUUGACAUUGCCGGAGGAGGGAUGGCGGGAUCAUCAGGUGGCUGAAGGGCACGGCCGGCCGGUAAGUUCUUGGUCUUCUGCCGUAGUGUGAUUGCAAUUGCAUAGUAGUAUAUUGGUUGCUGGCUACUCGAUCUACAUUUCCAUUUCGGGAAGCAAGAAUAGACAGAAACAAUUAUUUAAUCACAUGAUCACACGAUAUAGAAGAUGCAGACAGAUCGGAGCAAGAGUUGUAAGAGAGGGACAGUUCAUUCGCAUUUUGUAUGCCCGUCUUGUCGAAUAGAUUCCACUAUUCGAGAGGGUUAUUAGAAAGUGACAAUUCUUUGUGUAGUUUUUAUGGUGUUCAUGUUGAAUGUGCGGUUACCUUUAGCAAGCCAAAUCUUCUUCUACAGCCAUGAUGGUUGUGCAGCUAGCCUUUAAUUGUUAUAUAUAUUUGAUUAUACUAGAUCAAUCUAUAUCAUAUUCCUGAUAGGCUGAUACAGUGCAGUCUACUGCCAUAUGAGUAUGUUGCACUAACAGGUUUGAUCAGGAGCCGUUAGACAUAAGGAGUUGCAAAAGUUCAUCUAUAAAAUAAGGAGUUGCAAAACCUUUUUCCAGAAAUGAAUUUAUAAGGUAGAGAAUCAUCUGUACUACUUUUAUUCCGGAGCAAUUUGUACAUUAAUCAAGGGAUUGCGUGUAUCAA